Messenger RNA from Symbiodinium natans, 1401 nucleotides. Lineage: Eukaryota; Dinophyceae; Suessiales; Symbiodiniaceae. The record is from the annotation of a GenBank genome assembly.
AUGGCGAAUUUCAUGAAAGCCGUGCCGACCUCGGCUCUGCACAGCUUCAAUUCUCAGGCUUGGGAUGCCGACGUCAGUGCGAACCUCUCCUCCUUGGCAGUGCUUCUUGGAAAGGAGCCUCUCAUGCUCCUUCGCCGCGGCACUGACGCAGUCGAGGUCUCGCUGCCUUCGCUGCCUUCGCUGCCCAGAGAGAUGGCACCAGAUGAUGACGACGAGUUCUUCGAUGUACAAAGCGACAUCGAGGAGUCUCCGGAAAAAGUCUCGCAGGAGGCCGCCGUGAGCUUGAGAGUGCACUGCGCGCGCUUCGGUGGAAGCGCCGGAUCUGGUUCCUUGCCCUGGGCGCUGCGGGUCCGCCUCAAGCAGGAGCCUUUCAGGUUCACGCUGGCACCUCACAGUACGCACGAUGCGCUGAGCAUUGUGGUUGCCAUUGUCAGAGCCGCCACGUUUUCCAGCCCUCGUGUUUCGACCACAUCGAGUCCUUGUCUGCCCACCAGCCUCGAGACAGAAGCAAAGCCGGCAGCAGCUGAACACGCAGAGGCAGCGCCAGACGCUUCCGAGGCCCUUGCUUUGGACUUGGAUCUGGAUGUUGCUGCUCCAGUCUUUCGAUGGGGCCUCCUGCCUUCGGGCCAAGUUACUAUCGCCCUGGGUCGGUUGAUCUUCCGCACGAGCAACCAGCAGCCGCCAGAGCAAGCUUCAGAACCGGAGAGGUGCGAGUGGCAGAAGUUCUCAUGCUUCUGCCAGCUCACCGAGACAAGUGUAACGGCGCAGUCCGAGGAAGCUGAGGAGUUUCGAGUUUACGAGCCAGCGACCAUGAACCUCCAAGCCUGGAGGGAUUCGGAAACCAAUGGCUGGCACUUCAGCUUGGAGAGCGAGUCUGUCCGCUGGAUCGUCGACCCUCUCUUCUUGAAGGUGGCUGGACAGCUGCCAAUCAGCUUGGACCACGCCAUCAGUCCGCUGCGUGAUGUCAUGUCCCAGGCUUUGGUGGAUCCGGGCGCGAGCUCCGCAAACGUGGAAGCAGCUGGCCUCGUGAAGUCGGAAGCAAAGAUUCCCCAGGAGACCGGAGGCGAAACACACCCGCGGGUUCAUGUCAAGUUGACCAUCGCCAACACACAGCUUGUACUGCAUCCUGCAUCCGGCCACAAGGUCUGUCUGGAGCUGGAUGGCAUUCUCGCCCAGUAUGCGGGCUUCGAGUCGCGCAGCGACAUCUUGGGCGAGCAGCGUGCAGUUUGUCAAGCGCGGCACUUCUUGGUCGUUGCGGCAAGGAUACGAUCGAUACGCAUCUUUGGAAUUCUUUGGACAUCAAUGUGCAUCUUUGCGAGUCUUGACGGACUACGAGAGCUCGUUGAUAUCCUUGAGACGACCCUUAAACACUUCGUCUCGUUUAUCGUUGGCGAUCGCUAA